AUGUCUGUCUGGAACCCAGACAAUAUCCGUGAUGUGGCCGAGUCGGUCGGCAUCACGAGCCUGAACAACGACGUGACGGAGAACCUCGCGCGCGACGUCGAAUACCGCAUCGCCCAGGUCCUGGAAGAAGCGCUAAAGUUCAUGCGCCAUGGCCGCCGGACUAUACUCACAACCCAGGAUAUCUCGCAGGCCUUGCGGGUGUUGAAUGUUGAACCCCUCUAUGGAUACGAGUCGGCACGUCCGUUGCGUUUCGGAGAAGCUUCGCUGGGCCCGGGCCAGCCAUUGUUCUAUGUUGAGGAUGAGGAGGUAGAUUUUGAGAAGUUGAUUAAUGCGCCUUUGCCAAAGGUGCCGAGAGAAGUUACAUUUACUGCGCACUGGCUCGCCGUGGAGGGCGUGCAACCUUCGAUCCCCCAGAACCCGACGUCGAACGAAUCGCGCAAUCUGGAACUCGUUUCAAAGGGACCUAAUGCGAACCCGAACUUGGCUGCCAUGAGUGGCAACCAAAAUACCACAGUUAAACCUCUUGUCAAACAUAUCCUCUCCAAAGAGCUACAGCUGUACUUUGAAAAAGUGUGCAGUGCUUUCUUGGACCCAACCAGCGAGGAGUACCGGACUUCAGCGUAUUCCAGCCUGAGAGAAGACCCCGGUUUGCACCAACUUGUGCCUUAUUUUGUGCAGUUCAUCUCGGAGAAGGUGACGCAUAAUUUGAACAACAUCUUUGUCCUGACGCAAGUGAUGCGGCUGGCAGAAGCGUUGAUUCAGAAUCAGUCGCUAUACAUCGACCCCUAUGUCUCCGCUCUUGUCCCACCAGUGCUCACAUGUCUUGUUGGUCGCCAGUUUGGCGGUAGCAACGCAGAAUUGACUGAGCAAUUUGCACUACGCGAUCUAUCCGCCGCUCUCUUGGGGAUGAUCACCAAGAAAUACUCGCAUGCAUCUCACACACUCAAACCAAGGAUCGCACGUUCGUGCUUAAAGAACUUCCUUGACCCCGCUAAGCCCUUUGGCACCCACUACGGAGCUAUUCUUGGAUUACAUUCCAUCGGAGGACCUGAUGUUGUUCGCGAGCUAAUCGUCCCCAACUUGAAAGAGUACGAAAAGUUAAUCCGAGAGGCCAUUGCCGAGGAGAGCCCGCGUCGACCCGAGGCCGAGAAAGUGCUGAAUCUGAUCCUGGCCGUUCUUUCGACCUUGCAGCAAGACCGCAAGCAUCUGACGAACGGUGACGCGGCAGAAGUUACAGACGAGCUUCGCGACCAGCUCGCGGACAAGAUCGGCCAGCUGCUAGCGUCAAGAAUUGCGGAGGCGGGUGAAGUACAACUAGCCCAUGUUAUCCUGGUGCCCUAG
Molecule: messenger RNA, 1341 nt
Organism: Talaromyces proteolyticus
Lineage: Eukaryota; Fungi; Ascomycota; Eurotiomycetes; Eurotiales; Trichocomaceae
Product: transcription initiation factor TFIID complex 60 kDa subunit
Exons: 3
Coding region: 1-1341 (446 amino acids)
Biological process (GO): RNA polymerase II preinitiation complex assembly; transcription initiation at RNA polymerase II promoter
Cellular component (GO): transcription factor TFIID complex; SAGA complex; SLIK (SAGA-like) complex
Molecular function (GO): transcription coactivator activity; RNA polymerase II general transcription initiation factor activity; protein heterodimerization activity
Source: RefSeq, a predicted model, not a curated record